Microcebus murinus (gray mouse lemur) is the source of this 4929-nucleotide messenger RNA. The record is from RefSeq and is a predicted model, not a curated record. NCBI's taxonomy places the organism in Eukaryota, Metazoa, Chordata, Mammalia, Primates, Cheirogaleidae.
GAAAAUAUCAAGCUGUUUUCAAGAAUUCUGGAUUAAACUGCCUCCCUCACACUGUACUCAGGGGUGCUUCCUUGAAGAAUUGAAAGCAGAAAGAUGUGGGAGCUGAGAGUUAAGCCGAACAAAAGGUAUCAUUGAAACUUUUCAAGAACAUCCAAUCGAAUUCCACGAGGAUUGGUGAUCACCCAGAAGGCUCAGACAUCAGAUUGCUUACCUAUCCAGACAUUAUCUGGUCUUCCUAAACCUGAAACCUCACCAUGGAUGAUUUUGAACGCCGCAGAGAACUUAGGAGGCAAAAGAGAGAGGAGAUGCGGCUUGAAGCAGAAAGAAUUGCCUACCAGAGGAACGACGAUGAUGAGGAAGAGGCGGCCCGGGAACGGCGCCGCCGAGCCCGACAGGAAAGGCUGCGGCAGAAGCAAGAGGAAGAAUCCUUGGGACAGGUGACCGACCAGGUGGAAGUUAAUGCCCAGAACAGUGUGCCCGACGAGGAGGCCAAGACAAGCACCACAAACGCUCAGGUGGAAGGGGAUGACGAGGCUGCCUUGCUGGAGCGCCUGGCUCGGCGGGAGGAGAGACGCCAGAAACGCCUGCAGGAAGCUCUGGAGCGGCAGAAGGAGUUCGACCCAACAGUAACAGAUGCGAGUCUGUCGCUCCCCAGCAGAAGAAUGCAAAAUGACACGGCAGAAAACGAAACUGCAGAGAAGGAAGAGAAAAAUGAAAGUCGCCCAGAAAGAUACGAGAUAGAGGAAACACAAAUAGUGACCAAGUCCUACCAGAAGAAUGACUGGAGGGAUGCUGAAGAGAACAAGAAAGAAAAGGAAAAGGAGGAGGAGGAGGAGGAGGAUGAGAAGCCAAAGCAAAGGAGCAUUGGAGACAAUCAGGUAGAGGCGAUGGUAGAAGAGAAUACAGCAGAAAGCCAAGAGGAAACAGUGGUAAUGUCAUUGAAAAAUGGGCAAAUCAGUGCAGAAGAGCCUAAACUAGAGGAGGAGAGGGAACAAGGUUCAGAUGAGAUUCCCCAUAACGAAAAGACGGAAGAUGAGGACAGGGAAAGAGCUGAGGCUGAGAGGGCAAGGUUGGAAGCAGAAGAAAGAGAAAGAAUCAAAGCCGAGCAAGAGAAAAAGAUAGCAGAUGAGCAGGCAAGAAUUGAAGCAGAAGAAAAAGCAGCUCUCCAAGAAAGAGAAAGGAGGGAGGCAGAGGAGAGAGAAAGGAGGGAGGCAGAGGAGAGAGAAAGGAGGGAAACAGAGGAGAGAGAAAGGAAAAAGCAGGAAGAGAAAAGGGCAGCAGAGGAGAGGCAGAGGGCAAAGGCAGAGGAGGAGAAGGCUAAGAUAGAAGAGCAGAAACUCAACAAGCAGCUAGAAGAGAAAAGACGCACAAUGCAAGAGACAAAGGUACAAGGGGAAAAGAUAGAAGGGAAACAGGUAAAUGAAAAGAAAGCGCAAGAAGAUAAACUCCAGACACCUGUCCUAAAGAAACAGGAAGAAGAAAAGGGAGCUAAAGUACAAGCUAUAAGAGACAAGUCCCAAGAAGACAAGCCCGCCUUCAAAAAACAAGAGAUCAAAGAUGAGAAGAUUAAAAAGGACAAAGAGCCCAAAGAAGAAAUUAAGAGCUUCAUGGAUCGAAAGAAAGGAUUUACAGAAGUGAAGUCACAGAAUGGGGAAUUCAUGACCCACAAACUUAAACAUGCUGAGAACACUUUCAGCCGCGCGGGAGGCAGGGCGGGCGCGGACGCCAAGGAGGCCGAGGGCGCGCCGCAGGUGGAGGCCGGCAAGCGGCUGGAGGAGCUCCGCCGCCGCCGCGGGGAGACGGAGAGCGAGGAGUUCGAGAAGCUCAAACAGAAGCAGCAGGAGGCAGCCCUGGAGCUGGAGGAGCUGAAGAAAAAGCGGGAGGAGCGAAGGAAGGUCCUGGAGGAGGAGGAGCAGAGGAGGAAGCAGGAGGAAGCCGAUCGGAAAGCCCGAGAGGAGGAAGAGAAGAGGAGACUAAAGGAAGAGAUUGAAAGGCGAAGGGCAGAAGCUGCCGAGAAACGCCAGAAGAUGCCAGAGGACGGCUUGGCGGAUGACAAGAAGCCAUUCAAGUGUUUCACUCCUAAAGGUUCAUCUCUCAAGAUAGAAGAGCGAGCAGAAUUUUUGAAUAAGUCUGCACAGAAAAGCAGUGGUGUCAAAUCAACUCACCAAGCAGCAGUAGUCUCCAAGAUUGACAGCAGACUGGAGCAGUACACCAGCGCCAUUGAGGGAACGAAAACUGCAAAACCCCCGAAGCCAGCAGCGUCGGAUCUUCCCGUCCCCGCGGAGGGGGUGCGUAACAUCAAGAGCAUGUGGGAGAAAGGCAACGUGUUCUCAUCCCCCACCGCAGCCGGCACUCCAAACAAGGAAACUGCCGGCCUGAAAGUAGGGGUUUCCAGCCGCAUCAAUGAAUGGCUAACUAAAACCCCGGAUGGAAACAAGUCACCGGCUCCCAAACCUUCUGACUUGAGGCCAGGAGAUGUAUCCAGCAAGCGGAACCUCUGGGAAAAGCAGUCUGUGGAUAAAGUCACUUCUCCCACUAAGGUUUGAGACAGUUCCAGAAAGAACCCAAGCUCAAGACGCCGGACCAGCUCAGUUGUAGAGGCCUAAUUUGCUCUGUUUUAUAUUUAUGUCAAUUUACUAAAGUGGGUUCAUUUUGUUUUGUUUUAUUUUUCAAUAUCCCAGUAAACCCAUGUAUAUUAUCACUAUAUUUAAUAAUCACAGUCUAGAGAUGUUCAUGAUAAAAGUACUGCCUUUGCACAGGAGCCUGUUUCUAAAGAAACCCAUGCUGUGAAAUAGAGACUUUUCUACUGAUCAUCAUAACUCUAUGUCUGAACAGUGAUACCAACCACAUCAGAAGUCAGUAAGAAGAGAUUUGAGUUUAAAAUUGCCUGCAGAAUGUGUGCAGUAUCUAGAAAAAUGAACCGUAGUUUUUGUUUUUUUUAAAUACAGAAGUCAUAUUGUUUCUGCACUUUAUAAUAAAGCAUGGAAGAAAUUAUCUUAGUAGGCAAUUGUAACACUUUCUGAAAGUAACCCAUUUCAGAUUUGAUAUACUGCAAUAAUGAUUGUCUGUUGUUUUUUUUUUUUAAGAAAAAAGAAGAUGUACUGUUAAGGUAUUACUUUUUUUCAUGCUAAAUUAGAUUAUAAUGUUAGUUGACAGUGGUACUGAUUUUUUUUUAGGUUGGUUGCUUUGUGGAUUUCUUUGGUAGUGAUCGUAGCCUGAACCACAUUUUAGAUAACCUGAUUAUGUAUGUAUGUGCAUACACAUAUACAAACACACUAAUGGUAGAACGCUUUUUUAGGUGCUAGAUUAUUAUAUUUAGUAGUAUGUCCUUGUAACUAGCCAAUAUCACAGCUUUUUAAAAAUUAAAAAUCACAAUAUUAUAUUAAUAUUUCAUGUUUGCCAAUAGAAACAUGGCAGAUAGGUAUUGAUAUGUUUUCAAUGCCUGAUGACCUGUAAGAAAAAAGUAUUGAAAAAAAGAGAGUUAAGAGGUGUCAAAAUGAGUUGAAAUUUUCUAUAAGACAUAGUAUUUAGUUUAUAGUUAAAGGCAAUCUUGAAGUCCAACAUGAAUUUUGUUAACUGUACCAUCAAGCUGAAAGCCUGCUUAUUUGUAAUAAUAAAGUUCACAAUAGGUUGGCCUAACUGAUAUCUAAGUUCUCUUCCGUCUCUAAACUUUAAAGACAAGAAUUUUAGUGACAGUAUUGUACAAACUGAAAUUUCAUUUAUGGGUCUAAACAAAGACUGACUUCGGCAAAUGCCUAGAAGCAGAGUAGUAAAGUGAACCAAAUCUGGUAUUUAGGAGCCAUGGUAGUACUUUCAUCUUUAUAUACUCUGAAAAUUUUUUUUAAAUUAAACUUUACUACCUGAUUGAGUCAUUGGUACUUGUCAUAUGUUGAUAAUGUGUUGAAAUCUCAAAAAUAUAUGUAACUUUUGCCCAUUUUACUGUUCCCAAGUCUUUAUUGACUCACCAUUUUUACACAUACAACCCAGAUCUUAUUGUAGCCUGUAAGUCUUUAUUCUUCACAGUAGAUGAUAAAAGAGUACUCCAGUGGCAGAAUGUACUCUUGGCAGAAUGUUCUAGUAUAGACACAUACAUAGAGUAUAGUUAUAUAAACUUAUACCUCAGUUGACUUCAUAAAAUUGUCUUAGUCUCAAUUCCUACCGCACUGAGGAAGUCCCCUGAAUAACUGUUUUCUUAUCUAUGAUAUUUCCCCAGAAGAGCUAGCCAAGGCAGGGCUGGCGUGAGGAGUGAUCAUUGCCUCACAAAGUCUAUUGUCUUUAUAAAUCACUAAAGAGUAGCCAGAUCCUCUAGCUUUUAGCAAACCUGGACCAAAGAAAGGAAAGCCACCAAGAUGGUAAAAGUCAUCUACUCAUCACAGAGUAGACAUGCACGAGACUACAAUAAACUUAACUAGAUUUUACAAUAGAAGUGCCGUGUUUAGCAUUGACUCCCAUCAUUGGCGUGAAAUAGAUCAAAGUUUAAGAUUACAGUGCAUUGUUGCACUUUUGAAGAAGAGCUUCUCCUGAUCGCUAUUAUAUAUUUUUCUAAAAAGCCAAAAGUUGAGAAGAGAGUGUAUCAAUCCUGACUUUUAUUCCAGUAUUUGGAUGGAAUAAGUUUUAGGGUGGAAUUUUAUUCAGUUUGGAUUUACUCUUUUGAAAAUUAAAUUCCUUGUUUACUUGUUCUAUUACCGUUGUCUGUUAUCUUUAAGAGGUAAAACUGCAAGCUGACUCGCAUGUUUGUGAAUCUGCCAUUCCUAAAAAUUUUAUAAACACUUGAUACGUUUCACUGAUAAUUGAUCGCUGCAAUAAAAAUAUAUCAUGAAAACGCAUCCACAAUAAAUGGAAUUCCUCCAAAUGUCUUCACUUCACUUAUUUUUAUGUACUAUAUUGAUUGCAAGAGGUAUGUCUAUUGUAAUAAAGAUGAUGGCAUAG